Molecule: messenger RNA, 3065 nt
Organism: Uloborus diversus
Lineage: Eukaryota; Metazoa; Arthropoda; Arachnida; Araneae; Uloboridae
Product: optomotor-blind protein-like
Exons: 6
Coding region: 96-2195 (699 amino acids)
Biological process (GO): regulation of transcription by RNA polymerase II; cell fate specification; positive regulation of DNA-templated transcription
Cellular component (GO): nucleus
Molecular function (GO): RNA polymerase II cis-regulatory region sequence-specific DNA binding; DNA-binding transcription factor activity, RNA polymerase II-specific
Source: RefSeq, a predicted model, not a curated record
UAAAGUGAAAAGCGCUUGAAGCAAAUCGACCCUUGCCGCCGAUUCUUUUCGAAGCUGUCUACCCCCCGACGUUGACCGACUCUAGAAUCCCCCCCAUGCGCUUCGAAUCGGCGGACUUCGGACCGGGGAUGGCCUACCACCCGUUUCUGCUGCCCCCGGCCGCCGCGGCCCGCCAUCCGCAUCAGACCGACUUCAGUAUGAACUCCAUUCUCACUCAACCCCACUACCUGACGGCGCUUCAGGGGUUCAACCCGGCACUGGCGGCUGCGGCCGCCGCAGCCGCCUGCUACCCUGCACCGCCGGGUUCCCUCUUUGCCAAGCCGCCGCCACCGCCGGGCCCCCAUCACCCCAUCACGGCGGAAGAUGUGCUGGCGGCUCACGGGGCCCCACAUCUAAGGCCGCUCAGGACGCUCGAACCCGAAGAUGAUGGGGUGCAGGACGAUCCCAAAGUGACCCUCGAAGCGAAGGACCUCUGGGAUAAGUUCCACGCGUUGGGGACAGAGAUGGUGAUCACUAAGUCAGGAAGACGUAUGUUCCCGGCCUUCAAAGUCCGUGUCAGUGGCUUGGACAAGAAGGCGAAGUACAUUCUGUUGAUGGACAUAGUGGCUGCUGACGAUUGUCGCUACAAGUUUCACAACAGUCGCUGGGUUGUGGCAGGCAAAGCCGACCCAGAAAUGCCCAAGAGGAUGUACAUCCACCCCGACAGUCCUUCCACGGGAGAACAGUGGAUGCAGAAGGUCGUGUCCUUUCACAAACUGAAGCUGACAAAUAACAUUUCCGACAAACAUGGCUUUACGAUCCUGAAUUCUAUGCACAAGUACCAACCCCGGUUCCAUCUAGUGAGGGCGAACGACAUCCUCAAGUUGCCCUAUUCCACCUUCCGUACCUACGUCUUCAAAGAAACAGAAUUCAUCGCAGUCACCGCCUACCAGAACGAAAAGAUCACUCAGUUAAAAAUUGACAAUAAUCCGUUUGCCAAAGGAUUCAGGGACACAGGAGCAGGGAAAAGGGAGAAAAAUAACGUGCCUGUCCCGUUCUCCAGGCGCCAGGCCAUGCUCCUCAACCAGCAACAGGGACAAUCCCCACACACCCCUCAGCACUCGCAUCUUCCAUCUUCGGCGUCAUCGGCGGGGGUGCACCACGGGGAUCCGGCAGACGAUACGAGUGACGAAGACGAGAAAGUGGAUGUUGGUGGAACGGCUGAUUUACAAGCAUCCGUAGCGUCACUGUCCUGUGGGAAAGACGAUCCUCACACAAGGGAAGAAAGAAGAGAAAGAGAAAAUGGUUGCAGAGAUGACAGUGGAGAUGACAGCAUUGACAAGCCGUUAUCAUCUCACAAUACUCUGGACCACAACGGUUCGUCCAGGGACUAUAAAAGUGACUGUUUAGACAGUAUAUCUGGACUCUCAAAGCAAGGGCAGCCCAAUGUGACUGUUGGCCCAGGGAUGCCACAUCCCCAUCUUUUACCGUACCUCUAUCCACCAGCCCUGUAUUCAACGAGCAUGGGUCACUUACCCCUGUCUCAACUGUUUCUUCCUGGAGUAACUUGUGCUUCAGGACCCAGUCAUCCUUUGCCACUAUCACUCUUCACUUCAGGUGGGCACCCUUCACAAGCUGCUUUCUCGGCUUCGCACUUAGCCCAGAGUUCUCUAAAUUCCUCCUCCCAAGCUGGAGGAUCUCUCCCGAGUAUGGGUCAUAACCUGUUGCUAAAUGCCCAACUAGCAUUUGCAGCCGGUCAUUCAAUGUUCCACGGAUAUCCACCGAGUCAUGCCUCAAUGGAUGGUCCCCUGUCUGCAGCAGGGAACGGAGGACUAUUGACGACUACGGGUUCAAGCAAGCUGAAACCACAUAGGUUCUCGCCGUAUCCUUUGCCAUUGACCACAAUGACGAGUUCCUCAACAGCUACACCUUUAACUGUUCCAGCCGAAGUAGGAAGAUCUCCGUUGUCAACCUCACCUUACGACGGUUCCAACUCCGUUAGUCAUCCGCCCUCUCACCUCAACCACAAUUCCCUCAGAAAACUUGGAGCUGUAUCACCACCUGGUUCGGAGUGUGGCAGUUCAGAUGGUUCCGUCGGUCCAUCCUCUGUAUCUUCUUCGAGUGAACUGAAGAAUAUAGAGAACAUGGUCAAUGGACUUGAACGGCAACAGGAACAGUUAGCUGCAGAAACACUGACGAGGCUAACUGAAAAAUAAAACUGAUUUUUAGUCACUAAUUAAGCAAUUGGACAUUCAAACGUUAUAUGGGCCUCACUGAAAUUACUUCUUUAAAGGUCAGUCAAAUUGAGAGAACUUUUGUGAAUCAGUUCUCUCUCAAAUUAGGAGGUGGCAUUAUUUGAGGCAACAUGUAGCCAGUGAUAUGUAAGUGUACAGUAAUAUAAAAUCUUUAAUUUUUGUUUUUCCUAUUUGUACAGUGGUAGACUUUUGCUUCCAAACCAAAGACAAACGUAAAAAACGCAGAACUUUUUGCGCAUUUUGAACUGAAAAUGUACGUAUUGUACAAUGCUGAGAGCAACACAGAUUAUUAUGGGCAGGAUAAGACUGCUGUAAAGUAACAAAAUCAAACCAGCUUGAUGCAGUAAGCUUUACUGGGUGAAUUUUGAGCAGCAUUGUAGCUUCCUUGCUGUUCCACUUGUCCUCAUCAUUUGCAAUUGUCAAAAAAACUCAGGUUACAAUGAACCUUAUGCAGUAAAUUGGAAAUGAAACACAAAAAAUAGACAUCUUGAAACAACCGAAUGAAUUGUAAGAAUUGCUUGAAAAAAACUUUUUAAAAGUACAUAGAAAGUUACUGUAUGAGUGCAUAAUAUUUAAUACUUGGCAGCAAUAUUUAAACAUUUUUGAACUUGUUAGAAAUGGAAGUGUGUUUUCAAUAUUGCAGUUUGGUUUUAAUCAAUAAGACUAUUUAUUAAACUGAGGCAAUGAAAGUUGUAUUUAUCUUCAAAGAGAUUUUUAUUUUGUAAAUGUGAUUUUCAUCUCAAAGAUCGUAAAUUAGUCUCUCUGAUUUUUUGAAUGAUUAAAAUAGCUUUUGAAAAAUUGGUAUGUACCUAAUGUAAAGAAAUAAAUAAG